This is a messenger RNA of Oldenlandia corymbosa var. corymbosa, 1455 nucleotides long. NCBI's taxonomy places the organism in Eukaryota, Viridiplantae, Streptophyta, Magnoliopsida, Gentianales, Rubiaceae. The record is from the annotation of a GenBank genome assembly.
AUGCUUCAGAUGUCAGAUAUCAGUGAAAGUAGUAGUAAAAGUUACGGAGUUUCUCGGACUGUUUGGACUGAAGGAGACAUGAAGCUAUUUGUUGACAUACUGUUGGAGUAUAAAAGGAAGGGCGAAAUGAAGCAGAAUAACUUUGGUAAGUCUUGGGUCCAGAUUACCAAAGAUUUUAAUGCCAAAUCAGAGUAUAGGCAAACCCUUGAGCAACUGAGUCAGAAAUUUCAUCGCUUUAGAAUUGACUGGAAUGCUUUUAAGGAUUUGCGAGAGAAACACACUGGUCUUGGGUGGGAUCACCAAAAAGGAACCAUUACAGCUUCUGAAGAACGUUGGAAAGAGUUAAUCAAGUGUUGGUUCAGUUGGCGCAUAUGCUAUGGCAACGGGGCAAAGUCAAGUCAAGAAAGCUCGGGAAGGCUGGUGCGAAUGUUUGAAACCAUAAGGGAUGAAGAUGGUGACAAGUCUAGUGGUAAGAGGCAGAUGGAUAGUAAUAUGAAUAAAGAGGGAGACUCAAGAGGGAAGAAAAUGUCUAAGGGGAAUUCAAAAGAGGAUGUGUUUUGGGAAGCUGCAACAGAAGCUGCACUUGCAAAGGGGAAAAGUCAAGUUGAUGUUUCUGGAGGCAAGAAGGCUGUUGUUAUUCAUGUUCCGUACAAAUUGAGAAAAGCUUUCCGCAAGAUUCAUGUGAGGCUUGUCAGGGAGCUUGAGAAGAAAUUCAGUGGGAAGUAUGAUGUUCUACUUCAGAGAUUAAGCUACUUUUCCAAAAUGCCUUAUCUUUCAGUUUAUGCUGUGCAAUGUGUCAUAGAUGAAUCCAAUAAUGUAUCAAAUGACUUUAAGAUUGCUAUAGUUGAGAAUUGCUUCAACAUGCCUAUUCAUUCUGUGUGGAUCUUUUUGUCCUGCUUACAUGAGAAUGGCAGCAGAGGUAAGAUGGAAGGUUCGUCAAAUUUGAACAAUGAGUUGAUGGAUUAUUCGUCAUCAUCUGACGAAGAGGAAUUGGAGGAAUGGAAGUUACUACGUAUGGUAAAAACUCGCAAAACAAAAUUAAGCAAGACACCUUGUAGGACAUCAGCUUUGACCGGGCAUCAGUAUGUGAGGGAGGUGAUAUUUGGACAUCACGCUCGGAUUGUUCAAAAUUGUCGCAUCACGGUUGAUACUUUUUCGAGACUGUGUGAUGUACUUCGAGAGGGAAAUUACCUGUCAGAGCAUCACCAGCGACAAGUAUCUGUUGAGGAAGCUCUUGCUAUGUUUUUGAAUUUAACUGGCACAGACGGGCAAACAUAUGUGAUUUCAGAAAGAUUUCAGCAUUCAAGAGAGACAGUUCAGCGAAACAUUGAUGAUGUAGUGCAAGCUUUGGUCCGAUUCUCAUCAGUUAUCAUUGCACCACGGAAUGAACAAGAGGUACAUCCAAGAAUAAGAAACAGCACGAAGUUUUAUCCUUGGUUCAAGGUAAAUGCAUGA